UCCAUGAUUCUUCUACCCUCCGCUGGAUUACCUCAGCAUUGUUCUCUUGGCACACUUCGGCACACUCGCUGUUGGUACAUACUAUCAUUUAUCGGACAUGUGUGGAUUGUUUCGAUCACACAGUUUGCUUGUUGCUUUACCUUAGCUCAUGUCUGGCCACAAGAUUUCCCGACCAGAGGUGUUGUUGUUACGCUGCGGGCCUGCCGACUGGAUCAAGGCAAAUGUCCCACUAUGCCAACGUAGCGUUGUUAGCAUAGCGACUGGCUAAGCUAACGUUAACGGCUAGCUGCUUGAUAUUAGCCGCCGUCUUUUGUACAGUAAACGUUACUUUGUAUGUUUGUAAAUAUAUGGUACCCGUUAGCUUGUUCUGUUCACAUUUCCUUAUUACAAGUUCAGCAUAAACUGAGCCUGUUAAAGUACGACAAACCCUCUGGUAACCUUUUAAGUAGACGUUGUAUCUGGAGAGACUGUACGUUAACAGUUAGCGUCGAUUUAUGGGACCUCAAAGUUCCGUUAUGUUUGUCUUGCUCGCUGCUGAACUGGUUACAAGUGAAAAUGGAGAGCUAACUGUCGACAUGGCCUGAAAUACAGCGCUUCUGUUACUGUACAUGAGACAUGAGUGUGAUGUGAGGAGACACUGCUGCUGCUACUGAAAGCCGCUUCACUCUAAUGUGGUGACGACCUGGAUGGUGCCAUGUGAAUGACUGAAGACCAUGAAGCCCACACACAAGCUGCUGUUCGUCCUGUGCCCCAUGCUGGUCCUGGGCUUUAUUUACUACUCCUCCGGGAAGCUACAUCUACACGUAUGGGGCCAGAAGCCUCACAAUGAUGCUGAAGAGCCAACUGUAGUCCUGACUAAGGUGGCUGAAGUGAAAAGAAUUACAGAGCUGGAAACGGACAUCACCGUGGGACGAAUAGUAGGCUCAGUGUAUGAUAAGCAGGGCUUUCUGCUGCAGCUGGACACAAAACUGCCACCAGAGUUGGCAUACAAGUAUGGCAACCUCAGCGAAGGAGUAUGCAAGCAAGGAUAUGCAGCAGCCAAGAUGACCGCCAUCUAUCCAAAGUUCAUGAAACCAGCACCCAUGUUUCUUGAUCGGAACUUCAAACGUCUAGCAAAAGUCACCAAUUACUUACCUCCAUUUGGAUUCAAAACGCAAGAGAGAAUCAUAGACAGCAUUUUAACUGCCACGAAAAAUUACGGACUUGGAGAGGAUUUGGACAGUCUCAGCUGUAGAAGAUGCAUCAUCGUGGGCAAUGGGGGAAUCUUGUUUAACAAGUCCUUGGGUUCCCGUAUAGAUGAUUACGAUGUCGUAGUAAGGUUGAAUGAAGCACCAGUGAGCGGUUAUAGCCGAGACGUGGGGACCAAAACCACCAUGAGGAUUACAUAUCCAGAGGGAGCCAUCCAGAAGCCAGACAACUAUGAAAAAGACUCACUUUUUGUGUUUUCUGCUUUCAAACCGCUGGAUUUUAAGUGGCUCAGACAGAUGGUCUUCAAGGAGAAACUGAGGGGUAUAGAGGGAUUUUGGAAGUCAGUGGCUCACUAUGUGCCUCGGGAGCCCACAGAGAUGAGAAUCCUCAAUCCCUACUUCAUCCAGGAGGCUGCCUUCCAGUUCAUAGGCCUGCCCUUCAACAAUGGCCUCAUGGGCAAAGGGAACAUUCCAACUUUGGGAACAGUUGCUAUAACAAUGGCACUCCAUAACUGUGAUGAGGUGGCGGUGGCUGGUUUCGGCUACGACAUGAACACGCCCCACGCACCUCUGCACUAUUACGAGACAGUCAAGAUGUCCGCCAUUAAAGAGUCAUGGACCCACAACAUAUCCAAGGAGAAGGAGUUCCUCCGCAAGCUGGUGAAGGCCAACAUCAUCACAGACCUGACCAACGGCAUCUGAGUUUACACCCAGCCACAGUCUCCUUCUGCCUUUCCCAAAGGACUACAAAACAGGAAACUGAGAAAUGGAUCGACUCUGGGAGAAAGAACCCUUAGAAUCCGGGUGGCCUGCACACCGUCUGGGUUUUUCAUAUCAAAGGAGAUUAUUUAAAAGCGAAGAAAAAAAAAACAGAUACAGGAGGGUUUCUGUGGAGAGAUGCACACAUGUGCCUUCUGAACCAAAGACUCCUGCUGAUUGAAGCAGGGAGCGGAGGGGGGUGGACAUGGGGAGGACUGGAUCUGCCCGGUUCCUGUCUUCUUAUCAAGAGGCAGAAAAAGCUCUGCCGGCCUCACGCUUCAACGUUUACCACUUCGACCCCUGGGGGAAUCACACGAAUGAAUUGUAAAGAGCAGAGGUGACACGUUGACGUACAGAUUGUCAGGAUUUAGCUUGACGAACCUGAUGGAGAGACAGAAGAGAGAGGAGUGAACUGUAACAGAGAGCGUGCAGGGAUGGGUUGAGUAUUAGCAGUGCCAAACGUACCUCGUACAGGGGAGAGGGCGUCCUCCUCCUUUUGCUGCCUGAAUGUAUUUACUUUCCUCAGUGUAAAUAUCAAAGAUUUUUACUGUGCUUUUUAACAAGCUGCAGCAGCCCCCCUGACCCCCGACCCCUCCACACACCAUUUGUUCAUUCAUUCAUUCAUUCACUUUUUUACUGCCUGUCCAGGGUCCAAAAUUAACACUUUCCAAGCCAGUGAGAUAAAUCAGCGAGGGUCACCUGCCACACAGACUGCUGUCACUUUGACACAGUCGAGUGUUUUAGUAUUAAACAGAAGAGUUUUUCAGUUUUCUCUGUAAAGUCUUUGUAAGGGAAUUAUAUAAGUGACUCAGUAAAGAGUGGCCUCGUAUCAGAUGAGAGGUCACUGAAAAGAUUAACCCAAAUAACAUUCUCUACACCAGACAUUGGAAGUACAUAGAAGGAAAGCUACAUAUUGAUUAUUUUAUUUUAGGAUGAUUUGUUUUUAGUUUCCAAGCUCUGGCAGGUGAGCCCAAAAGUAAAAAUUCAGACACUUCAUCUCUCUCUUCCACGUCUCUGUCUCUUUGUAAAUCCCUCUUCUUCUUGGCUCAUUCGUGUCACGGUACUGUCUCCAUCACUUCAUCAGCUGCGAAGCCUCGAGGCUGCAGCAGACAUACAGUAACAUGUCUUGUCUUGGUGAAGGAGAGCAGACUCUGUCUGUCCGUUCCCUCCUCCAACCUCCAGUUGCUGCAGAUUUUUUUUUGUUCUUCAGUAAAUGGUGAAAUCUCGGAUUGUAGAAUAUAAAUAUAUAUAUAUUUUUGUUUUUUAGGUUCAUUUUAAUUAUUUAUUUUUUAUUGUUUCUAAGUCCCAAUGUUUUUGGUCACAGGCAGGCCUGCUUUCUGUUUUCGUUCGGAAAAAAACGCAGAAUUUUUUGAAUUUGCGUUCCUUUUCCGAUUUCACCACCGUGUGUUUCCUCAGAGACUGCAUCAUCUCUUAAGUUUGUGGCAGAAGCAGUGUUGUGAUUAAGCCAAAUAAAAUCCAAUUCAUCAGUGCAUUCAGUAAUAAAUGUUCUUAGACAGCAGCCCUUUAUUUCUGUGCUUUAUACAGCUUAAGUUAACAGUGGACACAUAAUAGCAGAUUUAUUUAAAUUAAGAGAACUUAUUAGGUUAUAAUUGCUGGGCUCGAUCUCAAAUUAACAUCACAUGUGCUGAUCAGGCCUCUGAAGGUUCUGCCACACAUGUUUCAGUAUUUCAACACUGCAUGAACAUAGGAAGAGUUCAGUAUUACACAAUCAAACCUUUAGGUUGUCUUUCUGCUUCCCCCCUUUAAAACCCCCCCCCACAAAAAAACGAUGUGAGAACGCCACAUCUGUUUUCCUUUUCGUCAUUAUAUCAACUGAAUGCGAUAAUCCUCUUUAUAUAGUGAUGGUGCAUUUAAAUACUGCUUUACCAAAGCAGGGGUUUGUUUUCUAGGUUUUUUGUCAAAUGACAAUUCAAUAUUUUCUGUUUCUACUUCUCCUUUGGAAGUGCAUAUUUACUGUACAUUGUACACACAGCAGAUUCACUUCCAUGACUCUCAAUCAGUAAGGUGCUGCAGAUGCACUGUUAUAUUGCUCCACACGUUCCUGUUCUUGAUUAGUUUUCACAAACACCGCGGGGAUCGUGCAGCAGCGUGUCCUACCCAGUCCCUUCGGAACAGCUCCACUGGGUUUGGAGGAAUGGAUCACUUUUUCGGAAACCAUAGGCCGCUUUGGGACUUUUACUGAGAGCAAAGGUACAGGGAACAGCUGACCAUUGCACUAUCACGAGGCGCGCUCAGUGCCUUACACCUCAUCACCUGGAAACUGUAGCGAGGAGUCUGACGUGGGAAAGUAACCGCAGCUGAUCCAGUAUGUAAGAUCAGCUUCGGGUCAGGACAGGUCACGUCUCAUUUCUCUGAUUUGGGACCAGUCCAUUUCAUAUCUGUGCUCUGUAUAUAUUAUAUACAGACCCAAAGCACCACACUGGUUGUUUUGUAGGUUUUAGCCCAUAACUACGUAUAUAAGCAGAUUUUAAAUGCAAAAUAUGACCAAAUUGACUUUUUCCUUCAUCCAUUGUUGGUCUUUACCAUUGUUAAUACUAUGGUUUUUGGCAGAAUCCUAUUAAAGAAGCAAGGCACUGAUUCUGCACAUAAAAGUGUGUUUACACGAAACACAAAGCAACUUUUUCACUUGGCAUGACGACAUAAGAUGGGCAAUGGGCAUAUAAUACAAAUUGUAUACAGUCAUGGAAAAAAUGAUUAGACCACCCUUGUUUUCUUUAAUUUCUUGUUAUUUUUAAUGCCUGGUACAACAAAAGCAUUUUCCAUGGCUUUCUUGAUAAUGAUUUUAGUUGUCAAGAAAAACAUGGAGAAUGUCUAGAUAUCAGCUCUUAAAUUAAACUCUUAUGAGCUAUUUUUGUUAUCAUUAUAUUUGUCCAAACAAAUGUACCUUUUAGUUUUACUAGGCAUUAAAAUUAACAUUCCAUGACUAUGUAUGUAAUUUGCACCACAGGAAUUCUAUGUGUGUGUGAGUUAAACAUUUUCAUUUAACUUGUCUUCUGAGGCUCUGGACGCUUUCUAAAGCCUGAGAAAAUGUAGAAUCUGGUGUUUUGUAGCCGGACUCAUACUAAGCACUAAAAGUCAGGGUGUCUUGCUCUCUGCUUCUGGGAGUUUGAUUUUAUUUCUUUUUCUAAUCCGACCCCUAUUCUCAUGGAAGUGCAAUGCCAAAUCACUGGAGUGCCUCUUUAAGGCUUGAAUGUUGGAACAUCCUUGAAAUGCAGGCAGAGUUCAGGUCCCUGCAGAGGUCCCCCACAGGGCCGUAUCACUAUAAUGUGACUUGACAAAAAACAUAAAGAAGACUGUCACAGAUUAUAUAUAGUAAACAGGUUAGAUGUAUAGCAUGCCGAAGUCAUUUGAAACCAGUGGCCGCUUGAACAGCAGAAAAAUCGAUCUAAAAUCUUAUCGUACCUUUUGGAAAAUGGUCAUUAAUAAAGUAAAAUAUGUGACGUCAACAGGCUAAAACACACCAAACCACCAGUCUGGUCUUUGAGACUAAACAGACCCUAAGUUGGAGUUUCUUUUUUUGUUUUUUUCUUUCUUCUUCUAGGUUUUGAAUUUGUACACAUGCUGGAGUAGUUCAAAUGGAUUGGACCCAAAUCGCCUCUUCUUCAUAACCUGCUCAUGUUAAAGCAGAAUGUAUUAGCUUCUAUCAAUCAUAUUUAUGAACUUUUUUUUUUUUUUACAUUUACAUUCACCAUCAUAAGGAAGUCAAAGUGAUCAAAGGUGUUACUGUUUGUUUUUUUAUAUACAGUUAUAAAUGGCUUUCUGCAACUCAAUAAAUAAGUUUGUAAUGGAUAUUUGCCUGUGCAUGUUUGCAUCUUUUAACUGAUUCUGUAGAGCAGCUGGAUAUAUUUUUCCUCAAACAGCUCAACUGUGUUUUGUUUUUUCUUC
Centropristis striata (black sea bass) is the source of this 5852-nucleotide messenger RNA. It is a transcript of the gene st3gal3b, whose product is annotated as ST3 beta-galactoside alpha-2,3-sialyltransferase 3b. Lineage: Eukaryota; Metazoa; Chordata; Actinopteri; Perciformes; Serranidae. Gene Ontology annotation, molecular function: sialyltransferase activity. The record is from RefSeq and is a predicted model, not a curated record. Bases 714 to 1889 code for a protein of 391 amino acids. The transcript is spliced from 13 exons.